AUGCCUUCGCUCGAGGCACAAGAGCCACCCGCGGCCCCUGCAGCUGCGUCUGCUGCAAGUGCGCCUGCGCCUAGAAAGUUCAAGGCGUCCGACCUGCCCCUGACCUCUGCGGUGCGGUCUGCAAUCGAGGGGCUGGCACACUCGUUCAAGAAGAAGGGGGGAUACGAUGCCAUCCGCAAGCAGGUUUGGGACAAAUUCGAGGCUAGUGUACGUGUUUGGCUAUCUCCUUUGUUGGUUGUUGUUGUUGUUGUUGCUGCUGCUGCCACGACUUGUCUGAAUUAUGGCUACACGUGUAUACUGACGAUUUGGGAAUUACAGGACUAUGAAGCACAGGUCACCAAGUCGAUACUAGAGGUCGCCGAAGAAGAGAUCGAGCGCAACCCUUCUCAGCUUCUCACUCUCGACCGCGGCAAAGCCGCCGCUCUCAUCGACGGUGCGCUGGACAGGAGCGGCGUCUACCAGAAAGCUCAGGACGUUAUCGAAGGCCUGAUAGAUUCUGCUGCCAUCGAAGCGCACAUUCGGGAGCUGCGGCGCGCGGAAGUGGGCGACGAAGUCGCUGAGGAGGAGCGCAAGAAAGGCGCCAAGACGGACGAAGAGUACGCUGCAGAGACCGCCGCCCGACAGCAAGAAAGGGAGAAAGUCCGGGAGGACCUCCGGAAGAUCGAAGAAGAGAAGCAGAGACUGCAGCGGGAAAUCCGCGAGAAGGAGGAGACGAAGAGGCGUGAGGAGGAGCGUGCCGCGCGCGAGGCCAGAAGGAAAGAGCAGCGCGAACGGGAAGAACAGAGGGAGAAAGAGAGGGAGGAGCGACGCCGCGAGAGGGAGAAGGAGCGGGAGCGUAGCCGCGAGCGACGUGAACGGGAGAGAGAGCGCGACAGGGAACGCCGCCGCUCGCGUGAUCGUAGCCGCAGUCGGGAACGCCGCCAUUACUCUCGGGAUCGCGAUCGUGAUCGGAGGGACAGCCGACAUCGCAGAGAUCGCGACGGCAGCCGAAGUCGUCGUCCGGACGAGACCAAGAAGGAGCUAUCGAAGGAGGAGCUUGCGCGACUGGAGGAGCUGGCCAUGGAAGAUCUCUUACGGGAGAGCAAGCGCGGUUCGCAGAAGCAACCCGAGAUGGAGAUCGAUGAAACCCUAGCACCACCGCCACGCAAGACGAAGCCCGCGUCGGCGAUCCAGCCAAUCCGCAAAGCGUCCGAAAAGAGCAGCCUAAAGCCAGAAACCAGCCUGAGCAAGGCCAGGACCGGUUCAAAAGAUGAAGGAGAUAGCUCUGAAGCCAUUAAAGAGACGACUACGACAAAAUCGAGAGAGGAAAGUCGACGGCCAAAGAGUCGUGAACCCAUCGAGACAAAGAGCGGCCUCGGGAAAGAGAACGGAGCCGCCACAGUCAUGCGGACGAUCGGAGACGGCACCGAUCCCCAUCCCGUAGGCACGAUGAUCGAGAACGCCGAGAACGGUCCCGAUCCCGCUAUCGAUCCGACAAACGGGACGAACGUAGAGAUCGGAGCCGGUCCCGAGCCAGGACGGACCGCCGUGACGACAGGAGAGAUGAUCGACGAGAGCGAAGCACGUCUCGAGCGAGAACGGAGAGGCGAGACCGCAGCCGUUCGAGAGCGCGAGCGGACCGCCGUGAGAGGAGCCGCUCUAGGAGGGCUACUGACAGGAGAGAGCGGAGUUCCUCGCGAGAUCGGGAACGUGCGGCCAGGAGGGACAGGAGCAGGUCGCCCCGCGAGAAGCGAGACCGGAGCAAGUCGAAGAAUAGGUCUGACAGGCGCGAGUCUUUGCGACGAGAGCCUGAUCGGCGAGACUCGGAUAGGCGAGUCGAGGUCGCGAGCGGAGUACGUCCGCCCGCCCUCGCGGCUGGACAAGGACGAGAAGGAGGCCUGGAAGCAGGAGCAAGUCAAGGAGCGUGAGAAGGAGGCCAAGGCUUAUUUGGCCGCACAGCGCGAGGCUCGCGAGAAGGGCAUGCCGAUCCCCGGCAUCGAUGACAAGCGUCCGGCCGGCGACGACCAGUCCUCUGAGGUCAGGCGAUCCACCAAGCCGGAAGAGAUUGACCGGUACGUCCCGGCGGACCGCAAGACUCGUACUAUCGACCGGCACGUUACUGGCGACCGGCCGAGGGACCGGUCGAGAGAGCGGGAUCGUGACCGAGACCGUGAUCGCUCAAGGGACCAUGAGAGGGAUCGGGAUCGGGAUCGAGACCGCGACCGGGACAGAGACAGAGGGAGACGGCGUGAUCGGACGAGGAGCCGCAGUCGCAGCCCGCGCCGUGAGAGGACUUCUUACCGAGAACGUGACCGAGACGCAGACCGGGCUAGAGACAGAGAUAGGGACAGGGACCGCGAUCGCCAUCGUGACGAUAGGGACAGAGAUCGCGUCCGUGAUCGGUCGCGGGACAGGUCGCGAGACCGGGAUCGCGACAGUCGUCGCUCGAGACGGGACAGGAGCGCCUCGCCGCCUAGGAGGCGCGACAGGUCACGUAGUCGACGGCGCAGCAGGAGCCGUUAG
This is a messenger RNA of Thyridium curvatum, 2502 nucleotides long. RefSeq lists its product as uncharacterized. The coding region runs from base 1 to 2502 and encodes 833 amino acids. Lineage: Eukaryota; Fungi; Ascomycota; Sordariomycetes; Thyridiales; Thyridiaceae. The transcript is spliced from 3 exons. The record is from RefSeq and is a predicted model, not a curated record.